CAUAUCUACUUGAUUGAUGCUUCCUCCCUCUCGCGAAGAAGAAGCCUUUAAAAACACCCCGGUUGCUGGUUUCUGGGUUCAUACCGACGACACCAUGGCCUCGGAGAGAAGGCUCCUCGUGGCUGCUGCCGCCGUCUUCGCCCUCGCUUCAUACGGUGAGGCCAUCAUGGGGGGCUCGGAGGCGGCGGCCCACUCGCGCCCUUACAUGGCUUCCAUACAGUUUACAGAGGGGGGCGCCACGAAGCACGAAUGCGGAGGGUUUCUGAUCUCGGAGCAGUGGGUUAUGACUGCGGCGCACUGCUUCCCGUCAGGGCCCAACGGACGGCGAGUAGUGCUGGGCGCCCACUCCCUGACAGAGCCCGAGGAGACAAAGCAAACGUUUGAUAUUUUGCAAGUUCACAAUCACCACAAUUUCACCUUCUACAAUUAUGACAAUGACAUUUCGUUGGUUAAGUUGGACCGUCAGAUUGCGGCCUCCGAAGCCGUAAAACCAGUCAAGUACCUGCGAGCAGGGGGCACCAACCCCGACACGGAGGAGGAGGUCGACACCGCUGGCUGGGGCUCCGUGAACAACCUGGCGGGCAGGACGGACAAGCUCAAAGAACUGGUCAUUGAGGUCUUCAACCACGAUCGAUGUGGACGCGGUGACUACUUUGGCAGCAAGUUGACCGACAACAUGAUCUGUGCCUACAAAUUAUGCCCCAGACCUUGUAAUGUGCCAUACAAGACACAGGACACGUGUGAUGGAGACUCGGGUGGCCCUUUGCUUUACAAUGGAGUGGUGGUGGGCAUCACCUCAAACGGAGGGAAGAAGUGUGGCCAGGUGAAAAAGCCAGGACUGUACACCGUCAUCUCCCACUACACGCAGUGGAUAGACGACAUCCUGGCCCUGUAACCUAGUCUACUGUCAAACCACAGCCAUUGAUUAGACAAGUUGGGACACUGCAGUUCCUAUUGGGCACCCCGUUCCUGCUCUUGGCUGCUUUUCUUAAGUCUGAUUAGGUGAUCUUCUGUAAAGCUGUAUGUUAUUCUGCAACGCUAUGGCUUAUUAGGCCCUUGCUACUAAUAGGUGCAGCAGUAUGGUGCACCGGUCUACGAAAUAACCAGUGCAGUUUUCGUCAUCAUUACGCUCAACGCAUGUUAGCAAGACGUCAAUAAAACUUUGUUUAGCAUACCAAAA
Lampris incognitus (smalleye Pacific opah) is the source of this 1180-nucleotide messenger RNA. RefSeq names its product complement factor D (adipsin) (gene cfd). The transcript has 5 exons. Bases 17 to 895 code for a protein of 292 amino acids. Gene Ontology annotation, biological process: proteolysis. Gene Ontology annotation, molecular function: serine-type endopeptidase activity. Lineage: Eukaryota; Metazoa; Chordata; Actinopteri; Lampriformes; Lampridae. The record is from RefSeq and is a predicted model, not a curated record.